Molecule: messenger RNA, 3692 nt
Organism: Lytechinus pictus (painted urchin)
Lineage: Eukaryota; Metazoa; Echinodermata; Echinoidea; Temnopleuroida; Toxopneustidae
Product: membrane-bound transcription factor site-2 protease-like
Exons: 9
Coding region: 350-1819 (489 amino acids)
Biological process (GO): regulation of response to endoplasmic reticulum stress; membrane protein intracellular domain proteolysis
Cellular component (GO): cytoplasm; membrane
Molecular function (GO): protein binding; metalloendopeptidase activity
Source: RefSeq, a predicted model, not a curated record
GCAUUUGUCUGGAUAUAGACUAAUUAAAUAAAGCGAUCAGCUGAAAAUGAAAGCAUGUCCGUUGUUUCUCAAAACAAUAUUUUUCCCGAAAUUAAGUUUUUAGCUGAUUACUAACAUACUCCUAUAUAACCAUGCCGUUAUAAACAAGUCUAGCAUUUACUGACGGAAGAUUUCCAAGAAUGGAACAAGAGGAAUGAAUAUUUGACUCGAGAAAUAGAUUCGGAUCGCCGACGCAUUACCGGACCCGUUUUGUGCUGAACACUGACCCGAGGCUACCCGCGACGCGUCUACGGCAAGUGCGUGUGGGAGACUUUGUUUUGCAAUCGGGAGCUUCAACAAAACAAACAACAUGCUGCGGACAACAUGGAUUGCAAUGCUGUUGGGUUUCUGGUCGUCAUUGUACCUUGCUGAUACAUAUUUAAAGACUCACAGACGAUGCGGAGAGCAGUAUACCUCAUUCCAGGAGCGUUGCGGAUUGUCCUUGUCCAUAGCCCAGCUGAAAUGCUACACCACAAAGUUCAACCGUCUAUUCAUCAGAUUAGGCCAGUGUAAACCUCGUCUACUUCGAACUUGGUUUUCUUGCGGUGCCUGCUUUGGGGUGGUGUUGAUGUUUGUUUCCAUAGCUCUGCUCCUAAUGACCUUGGUGAAAGCUUUCUCUCAAGAUAAACCAGAACAAGUCCUCACACCAGUGAUGCCAGGUGUGAAUCUACCCUUGAACCAGAUCACCUAUUUCUUUGCCGUUCUUCUGAUCAGUGGCAUCAUACAUGAGCUGGGCCAUGCUAUAGCUGCUGUCAGGGAGAAUGUCCGGGUGAAUGGCUUUGGUGUGUUUGUGAUGUUAAUCUAUCCUGGUGCCUUUGUCGAUCUCCACACCGAGCAUCUUCAAGCACUCAAUGCCAUCGGUCAGCUUAGGAUAUACUGUGCAGGGGUCUGGCAUAACUUCUUACUGGUCAUCUGGGGUGUGGUCAUCUUAAUGACCAUGCCUUACCUUCUAAGCCCUCUCUACCUGACCGGUAAUGGUGUGGUCAUUACAGAGGUCUUACCAAAUUCUCCAGUUUAUGGUAGGAGGGGUCUUGCACCCGGCUAUCAGGUGACCAGUAUUAACGGUUGUCCAGUCUAUAAUACAGAGACAUGGACACAGUGUCUGAGAGGUGUAGUCUUUUAUCCAGUCUUUGGUCAUUGUAUGCCUGCGGGCAAGGCACAACAGCUCAACAAAGCAGUUAAAUUAUAUAAGGGAUCAGGAGGGGAAAUAGAAUGCUGUAGGAAUGAUAGUGUGGCAGAACUGUGCUUCUCGUAUAGACUGGGCGAAGAGGCUGAAAAACCAGAAAAGAUGUACGCUUGUUUAGAAGCAAGGCCAGUGAUAGAGCUACCUCGAUGUCAUAAAGCCAGUGAUUGCCUUCAGACCAGAAAGAUGGUCUGCUUACAUCCAUCCUUAGAUAACUCUAGUCGUCUUCUAAGAGUAGCUCAUAACUCGGGUCCUCCUGUACUCUAUGUAGGAGAUCCAUACUUCUUCAGCUAUACAGUGAGGAUCAGCAGUUAUGUUCCCAAGUAUGAUUGGCUUCCUCUUACUCUGCCUGAGGUCAUAGAAAUGUUCUGCAAAUAUUUAAUCUCCUUGUCUGGUGCUUUAGCAAUCCUCAACGCAAUGCCUUGCUAUGCUUUAGAUGGACAAUGGAUUCUAAUGGCAGCCAUAGAGCACUUCUUACCAGGUUGGAUACCAAGCCCAUCUGAUCGUAACGUCAUCUACAGUCUUAUUAUGAUCUUCGGUACCAUUAUCCUCAUCGCUAACGUCGUUCUUGCCAUGUUUACGUUGGUUGCUAGGUAGCAGAGGGACUCAUGGGAUUGGGCGGGAUUUUUUUUGUAUUUUAUGAUGAAUGUUUUCAUAGUUUUAUACAGCUUUUAUAAAUGUGAAGACAAUGAAUAUUCCAAGUAUUAAAUAAUGUAGGAAUGCAGUUAUUUCUGUACGAGAUCAAAUUAUUUUAUAUUUUGUUGAUGACAGUCAAUGCAUAAUUGCAUGCAGGCUUCCAUUAAAUGUUUUUAGAACUGAAAUCAACUUGGCAGAGUCUCAUGAAAAUGUUGAGCACGUUCCAUAGGGGUUUCUGCUUUAACUUUCUGCUUUGAUAUUUGUUGCUGUUUUGUUAUAUGACACCCUGUAAAUCAUUUCCAAUUCUUGAUUAUCUGGCAAAAACCCGUAAUUCAUCAGCAAAAACAUAUAAUUUUUCAGCAAAAACUCAUAAUUUAUCUGUGAACACCAGUAAUUUUCAGCGAAACAACAGAAUUUAUUGGGGAAAAUGAUUUUUUGGGGUGAAGACAAAAUAUCGGCGAAAUAAUUCUAACUAGUACCUGACAUGGACUUGAUUUGGUUGUUUUUAUACAAUUUAAGAAUGUUUUUUAUUCAUGUAGAAAAGGUACACUGGUCUGUCGUGUACUGGAUUGUGUGCUUGACAAAUACUCAAUUAUCAUGGGUGGGGGGUCACCCACUUUCUGCCCCUGUUGAGAAUGAUACACAUACUAAAAUCAUUGAAAGUUAUCUUGGGCAUUUGGCCCAAUGGAUGAAAUUCUUCACCAAACCUAGCAACGACCACGAACCAUGCAUUCAUCUUUUGUCUUAGAGGUAUGCAUGACAUGUGAGUUGGUCUAGCUAACAGGUCAUUGUCUGACCUAGCAACAGUCAUGAAUCAUGCAUUCAUUGAGGCUUAGUGUCUCACCAUUAUUAGACAAAUUCCUGAAGGUGAUAAACAUAUUUAUCAUUCUGCAUUUGCUUUUAGUACUUUUAGAAGACAGAAUGGAAGAAUGUUAACAAUUGAAAUUCAAAGAACCAGAGGGUAGCUUUUAGCUAUUGUAGGACUAACAUUUGAAUACCCUUUUUUGUCACUAGUCAUGAAUUCAAGUCUUGAGAAGAGAUUUGUAAUGAAUUCUUAAUUUGUAUUCAUGAAUGCAUGAUGAAAGAUUCUCACCUCCUCUCUGCCUAUUGGAUAAUAUCACUAAUGUCUAUUGUCAAACAUCAUGUUUAUGCAUAAGAUUUGGAAGUUAAACCAUGGCGUGGUGGUUUCUUCCCUAACCAUCAAAAAGUUUGCUUAUCAUUUGCUGGGGUAUAUAGGAAAGGCCUUGCUUGCUCAUAGACUGGAGGCAGUGAGCAAGCAAGGCCAGUGUACAGUGAUACAUAUAACGGAACAUGUGACUACAUGAUGAUGUGACCACAUCAACAUACCAAUAAACAUGCACAACACAAGACUUUACAACAUACCAUAACCCUCAGCUAACCUUUAUGCUGUAUGCUGGCCUUGUUUAUUAUCUAUUAUGUCAGCCUUUUUUCAGCUGGCAUGAAUAGGUGAUGCUAGUGGGCUGCGUUUUCAACUAAAACAGAAUUUAUGCUAAUUAGAUUUGAAUCAAGUGUUCAGUGUAUACUUAGAUAGAUCUAUGAGUUUUUGUAUUGCCUGUUAAAGUUGAUUGAAAUGUCAUCAUAACUUAACUUCUAAUGGUGUGUCACUGGUUUUCUGGCAUGUUUUUUAGGUUACAAGGUCAAAUUUGACCAUGUUGUGGUAGCAAUAUCAAACUCAAAUAUUUAAGUACCAUGUAAAGGUUUAUAUUUUUUUUCAACAAGUUUGUUGAUGAAAUUAAUGUUAAUUAAUGAAUGAGAUGGUUAUUGGAUAUUACAAAUGAAAUAAAUUUCUUAAUCAAGGCCAAGUGUCAUUUGA